Messenger RNA from Esox lucius (northern pike), 675 nucleotides. RefSeq names its product gamma-crystallin M2. Lineage: Eukaryota; Metazoa; Chordata; Actinopteri; Esociformes; Esocidae. The coding region runs from base 71 to 604 and encodes 177 amino acids. The transcript is spliced from 3 exons. Gene Ontology annotation, molecular function: structural constituent of eye lens. The record is from RefSeq and is a predicted model, not a curated record. Gene Ontology annotation, biological process: visual perception; lens development in camera-type eye.
UUUUUUAUAAAAGACAGUGCUGGACUGAGGGACAUUGAGCAUUGAGCAGUCACCCCCAUCCACCGCCAACAUGACUGUGGGAAAGAUCAUCUUCUAUGAGGACAGGAACUUCCAGGGUCGGUCCCAUGAGUGCAGCAGUGACUGUGCUGACCUGCACUCCUACUUCAACCGCUGCAACUCCAUCAGGGUGGAGAGCGGCUGCUUCAUGGUCUACGAACGCCCCAACUUCAUGGGAAACCAGUACUUUGUGAGGAGGGGAGAGUACCCUGAUAACCAGCGUAUGAUUGGGAUCAAUGACUGUAUCAGGUCCUGCCGCAUGAUCCCUAUACACCGUGGCCAGUACAGAAUGAGAAUGUACGAUCGUCCUGACUUGGCAGGCCAGAUGAACGAGCUGAGCGACGACUGCCCCAACGUACAGGACCGUUUCCGAAUGUCUGACAUCAACUCCUGCAACGUGAUGGAUGGCCACUGGCUGAUGUAUGACCAACCAAACUACAAGGGCAAGCAGUAUUAUGUGAGGCCUGGCGAAUACAGGAGGUUCAGUGACUGGGGAGGCCAGAGUCCCAAGAUUGGUUCCCUCAGAAGGAUCACUGAAUUCAACUAGACAAGAACUCCUUUUUAAUUAUCAACUGUCAUUCUGUCCAUAAUAAACUUUGACUCAUAAUCAUAAACCUU